This is a messenger RNA of Umbelopsis ramanniana AG, 2181 nucleotides long. RefSeq lists its product as uncharacterized. The record is from RefSeq and is a predicted model, not a curated record. The coding region runs from base 383 to 2032 and encodes 549 amino acids. Gene Ontology annotation, molecular function: DNA-binding transcription factor activity. The transcript is spliced from 4 exons. Gene Ontology annotation, biological process: regulation of DNA-templated transcription. Lineage: Eukaryota; Fungi; Mucoromycota; Umbelopsidomycetes; Umbelopsidales; Umbelopsidaceae.
GGCACUUUUAUGGAAGCAUAAGGUUUAACAAAUUGAGUGCCACAAAGAUUGUAAUAGUUAAAAGUCAAUACAGGAAGAGUGCGUGUACUAUGGCAAUAGAGCGGAACCUUGGCGCUGUAUUUACUGUUUUUAUAAAUAUCUUUUAAUGUAAAUCAAACUGAGGCAUAAAGACUUUCCCAGGCAGUCAUUUUGGCAGUGGCUAGAGUUGAUCAAUGCAUUGCUCAGUACCGCUGUCGACGGCUGGAGAGACCUACUAGAGAAUCCCAGAGAAUGUUCUAUGAAUUCGUCGUAGGAGAGUUGGUUUCGGGAGCAAAAAAAUAAUUUGGGUACUUGACUCGAUUGGUUGGUUGGGCGGAGGUUUGGGGUAGAAGAUUCUACUGGUAUGCGCGCUAUCAGCGGGAGCGGUUAUUCAAAGAAUUCACGUGAUGUGCCGGGUUUGAACGGUCAACGGACAAAUUUUUGCCACUGUUCUCCCCACACUGUGCGACUCUUCAACAUGAGCAACUGGAACUUUCAGCAUUUCGACACUCAAUCUGAUUUUGGUGUCGUCGAUGAGAAUGGAGUCACUCAUAGAGUUCGUAAGAAGCCAGGAAGAAAGGCCAAUCCGGCUGCAUCUGCACAACGAAAGGCUCAGAAUAGAGCGGCACAGAGGGCUUUCAGAGAACGAAAGCAACGAGAAAAGAAAGAGAGUGACGCUCAUAUGCGCAAAACAACCAGUGAAAUGACCCAGUUACGCAGGCUUGUCAGAGAGCUACAGUUUGAAAAUAAGCAACUAAAAGCCAUGGUCAUAGCAUACAUAUUGACAUGCUUUGAGUUGAACUCUUCUCAUCCAAGAAUCCAUUCAAUGAGCACCAACGCUAAGGCAACACCACCACCCGGCAGCAACAUGCCUGCACUACUGAAUGUCUUUAUCGACGAAAAAUGUCAUAUUUUGGAUCUUGAGAAUGCGGCACUGAACUUACUCGAUGUUGACUCUCCGUAUCCUGAAUGCACUGCACCUUCAAGAAGUCUGAAGCAUGAGAAAAAGCUUCAUAGAUUGUUUGAUGAUACGUUAAUUAUAGACGAAUCAUGCACUGCACCUCUACCUUCCGAUGCACAAUUUGCCACCGACACAUCCGUACUACCCCAAUAUGACCAAGUUCCCUCUUCAACGUCCGUAUCCUCCCCAGAUACGGAAAUGACAUUUUCCACUGCCGGACUUGAUACUAUUCCACCUCUUCCGAAAACCUUCACCGGGUCAGAUGUGAAUCAGACCAUGUCAAUUCUCGAAAGUGCUAUGUUCCCACCACCGUUUGUUUCCACCAAUGAAAAUACUCCUUCACCAGGAGUGCAACGAUUUUACCAGUCUAAUCAAGCGCCUAACGGCCAUACCGAAAAUUUUGUGAUGCUGGAAUCCAACCGACAGAUUGUGCAAGAGCAAUGGAAUAAUGUUAUGAGAGGUGACCAUGAUAAAUUUAUUAGUGAGCCUCCUAACCAAUGGCCAAGCAAUAGCGCUGCUUUUGAACAGUGGGACAAUCCGGAAUAUAUGUAUCCACCAAUGCAUCCCAUCCAAGCCGUCCAGUUGCUGCGUUUACAAAUGAAAGUUGGUAACAUUCUUGGUGCUGACAAAGAUAUUCUUAAUCCAACCGACUUGCAGCAAGCCAUUGUCCACGACCGCCGCAUAGAUUAUAUUCCUGGCCCAGGAAUGCGUGACCGUAUGAUACUGUUCCGCGACCACUUUGACGCCGACGAAUGCUUUAAUUUGCUGGCAACAAAAUCCAUCUUCCUGGGAGGAGAAGUGACAAACCCAAGUAAUUGGGCUUUGCCAGAGAGAUUUUACGACAAAUAUUGGUUCCUUUGCGCCAAUCAGGACCUGCAGAAUGCAGAGAAGGUUGAAUGUCUUUCAGAAUAUCGUCAGCGUAUAUUCCGCAGAGUCAAAGAGAAGAGGGCGCAAUUACAACAACAAUCUAAUGUCUAUAUUGAUGUGGAAGAUAUACUGUCUUCCAGAAAUCUAUCUAACCUAGGGAUAAGGGAAUACAUGUCCUGCAUUUAAUUUUUUUUUUUUUUUUUCAGCUUGUUACUGCUGUUCUGCACAUCUCCAUCCAUACCCAUUUCCUCCGCCUUCUGUACAUUGCCUUGCCAUAUACUGUUUCUUUUUGUUUUGUUUUCCCAAGCAUACAUAAAUUUAAAUCUGAAGAAUAA